AUGGCAAGCACGUCGGCCGCGGCGGAAUUCUACGCCCAGUUCCAGGCAGCGAAAGCGGACAUCACCGCGGCGCUAGCCACCGACCCAGCGGGUGCGAGUAGUCGCCUCGCCUCGCUCCGCGCCGACCUGGCGGCCGCGCUGCCCACGCUGCCUGCGUACGACCAGCGGAGCUUGGAGCUGCAGGUCCGCGAGCUCGAGGCGAGCCUGCGCGCGGUGCGGGAGAAGGAGAAGCCGAAAUCCAAGUUCGCGUUCAAGCGCGCCACGCCGUCCAGCGGCAGCUCGAAGGCUCCCAGCAGCGCGAAGCCCUCGCCCGUGCCCACUCCGCGCGUAGCCACCCCCGCGACUCCCCAGCUGCCAGACACGACGUAUACCGUCUCGGCACGCACGGGAGCCCGCAUCACGCCGGAAGACUAUACCCCGACAGGCGAAUACACGCUCACCCUGUCCUCUCUCGCCCGCUGCGUGGUCGACCUGCGCGCCUCGAGCGGACUCACGUCGCUGCAUGCGCGCGACUUGGACGGGUGUGUCGUCCUCGCCCCCGUGCUGGGGGGCAGCGUCAUGCUCUCCGGCUUACGCCGGUGCGUGCUCGUGCUUGGCGCGCAGCAGUUCCGGCUCCAUUCGAGCACUGAUACCGCCGUGUUUCUGCACGUGGGGAGCUUGCCCGUCAUCGAGGGGUGUGAGCGGGUCACCUUUGCGCCCUUGCCUGGUGCGCAAGACGCGGAGAAGCGGUACGCCCAGGUGCAGGACUUUGACUGGGUGCGCGGGGGGCCGUCACCUCAUUUCAAGGUGGUGCACGACGCUGGCGCGCUUGAUGGCGUGUUGGAGGGGGAACCGAGCGACGCUGUGGCCAUUGUGGACAAGGUGCUGGCCGCUGUCACCCCCGCGCCUACGGUAGGGGCAUAG
Messenger RNA from Vanrija pseudolonga, 903 nucleotides. It is a transcript of the gene Tbcc, whose product is annotated as Tubulin-specific chaperone C. Gene Ontology annotation, cellular component: cytoplasm. The record is from RefSeq and is a predicted model, not a curated record. NCBI's taxonomy places the organism in Eukaryota, Fungi, Basidiomycota, Tremellomycetes, Trichosporonales, Trichosporonaceae. The transcript is spliced from 3 exons. Gene Ontology annotation, biological process: post-chaperonin tubulin folding pathway; tubulin complex assembly. Bases 1 to 903 code for a protein of 300 amino acids.